CGUUAGAGCUGUCAAUUUUGAUACAUUCGUUCCUGUAUUUGAAAAUCUGUAAACAAAGUACUAAAUUAGUCCAUCUCGGUUUUAACAUAAAUAUUGAAAACACCUCGAAAUAACAAACAAAUAAUUUAGCGAUGUCGCUAAGUUUUAAUACAAAUACCUCAGCCCUUGGCGCAACAAGCACGCCAGCUAAACCUGCUGGAUUCGGGGCAUUUUCGUUUGGGGCACAAAGCUCAACAGCUCCCGCCUUUGGAACACAAACUUCAGCAGCACCGGCUUUUGGAGCUCAAACAACAACACCCGCGUUUGGAGUACAAGCGGCAACUUCAACAGCCACGCCAUUCGGAACAACUCCGGCUUUUGGUACCACUGGAGCUUUUGGAGCAACUACGUCCGCGCCGACUCUUGGCGGGUUCGGAGGCUUUGGAACUACAAGUACAUCUACUUCGACCGCAUUCAAAGGCUUUGGAACAUCAACUACAUCGACCCCUAGUCUUUUCGGAGGAUUCGGAACGACAACCACAUCCGCACCAACUGCUUUUGGUGGAUUUGGUACAACUACUACGUCCGCUCCAGCUGCAUUCGGAGGUUUUGGUACGACAACUACUUCGGCCCCUAGCUUCGGUGGCUUUGGAACCGGAACAUCAGGAUUCGGAGGCUUCGGAGCAGCAGCAACAACAACUUCAGCUCCAUCAUUCGGCGGGUUUGGAACAACGGGGACUGCUAACACAGGGUUCUCUGGAUUUGGCUCCUUUGGCUCCACCUUUGGAAAACCAGCAACAGGCACAGCCCCCGCAUUUGGAGGAUUUGGUUCUUCAUUUGGGCAACCACUUCAAGCGCAACAGCAGCCUCAGCAACAACUUAAUCCCGAAGAAGCGUUUGCUCAAUCAAUUUUCAAUGUUUCGAUAUUCGGUGAUGAACGCGACACAAUUCUUGCUAAAUGGAAUUAUUUGCAGGCCAUGUGGGGUAGUGGCAAAUCAUUUUACUCUCAAUCAGCCGCACCAGUGGAUAUAACACCACAGAAUUACUUAUGUCGUUUCAAAGCAAUGGGUUACAGUCGGCUUCCUGGCAAGGAUAAUAAGGCUGGGCUGGUCUCUCUAGUGUUCAACAAGUCCUUCACGGAUGUCAAAAAUGGGCAGCAGCAAAUUAUUACAGGCCUCAAUCAAAUUUUCGGCAACAAGCCAAACAUUACUAUAAACAUCGACAUCAUGAAACCGUUGUCAGACAACAAAUCCCAAGUCGUUAUUUAUGUUGAGGAGAAGUCUCAACAGUGUCCCAAUGAAAUAAAACGGAUUUUAGCAACGGAAGUGAGCAACUACCUGAAUCAAGCCACAGUUAAACCGCAGCUCACGAACAUGGCAAUUGAACAAGCGCUAGCAUUGGUUGUACCAGAUGAAGAUCAAUUGAAGGAAUAUUUGGAAAACCCCCCAAAAGGAAUAGAUCCUCGCAUGUGGAAACAGGCAAAAAUUGAUAACCCCGAUUCGCAAAAGUUCAUUCCUGUGCCCAUGAUUGGGUUCAAUGAAUUGAAGUGGAGAAUUAAGUGUCAAGAAAAAGAAACGGAAGCGCAUAAUCAGUAUUUAUCUAAAGUGGAAAAGGAUUUGACCGAAUUGAAGCAAAGGCAUGCAGCUACAACAGCGCGUAUUAUGGAGUAUCGUCGUAAGCUUGCAGAACUGAGUCACCGAAUAUUAAAGGUCAUAGUCAAACAGGAAAGUACCCGAAAAGUUGGAAUGGCACUGUCGCCAGAAGAAGAGGUUUUGCGGAGCAAAUUAGAGAAUAUGCAGGCCCUAGUUUCAGCACCGACGCAAUUCAAAGGCCGGCUCAGCGAACUGCUGUCACAAAUGCGAAUGCAAAGGAAUCAGUGGGCAACAACUGCCGCUAAUGAAUACACGCUAGAUAAAGAUUCGUCAGAAGAAAUGAAAUCUUUUCUUACAAUGCAACAACAGGCGAUGGAGUUACUCAUACAAACCGUCAAUAAGGAUAUGAAAGCCCUAAAAAUUAUUUCCGAAGGAAUGACCCAGUUAACUAGAGGAUAAAUGAGGUAAUACUUACACAGUUAUGUUAAAUUUCCAUGUGGAAAAGUUGAUCACAUUCGGUGUAUUAGAAUGAUAUGUAUUUAGAAGUUGGGAGGAUCUACUUAUAAGAUUGUAUUUUUUCUGUAAGCAAUGAGUAAUUAAGAUGGUAUCAAAUAUUAUAAUUCGAUGUAGCUACGAAUAACAAUUGUUUUUGGUAAUGAAUAACGACCUUCCGCCUUCAGAUUUUUUACAUUAUCAACUUGUUUAAUAUAUACAAUCAUGCUAGUAACUGCUGAGUCAAAACGCAACAAAGUUUUUUAGUCUAAUAUUCAAAUAGGGCUGAUAAUAUUUGCGAUAAAAAACGAUUUAUUUUUUAAAAAAUUCUCAAGUUAUUAUUGCCUUAUCUUUUUUAAAUUUUACAUUUUUAAGAUUCUUUUUAUACGCUAUAUUCGGAUAUAAUUUCGUUCCGACAGACUAUAGUAAGUCGUAACAGAGUGUAAUUUGGAUCAAUUAACAGAAUAAUAAUAUUUUUUAAAGUAGUGGGACGGAAAGCAUAGGGGUUUUCCCACUUACAUGUAUUUAAUUGAAAUUUUAGUCUUAAAAUUUUACUUCUAACAUUCACACGAAAUAAUUUAUUUGAACGUGUCACUUCCAAUAAAUAACCUCGACAAACACAAGAAAUGAAAUAUGAAUGUGCAAAAUUUGCUGAUUCCUAACGGGGGAGGAGGGGUCAGGGAAGAAAAAUAGUCCUCGACGUAUGUGAGGACAGCUCGGUUAUUUGCGGUUGGCCCCCCUAGUGGGAGUUUCAUGGUGGUUGUGGUUAUGCUCAAGUGAGAAGAGACCUUCGGGCCUCGACGUGGU
This is a messenger RNA of Hermetia illucens (black soldier fly), 2870 nucleotides long. RefSeq names its product probable nucleoporin Nup54 (gene Nup54). Lineage: Eukaryota; Metazoa; Arthropoda; Insecta; Diptera; Stratiomyidae. The record is from RefSeq and is a predicted model, not a curated record. Bases 132 to 2030 code for a protein of 632 amino acids. The transcript is spliced from 9 exons. Gene Ontology annotation, biological process: nuclear pore organization; NLS-bearing protein import into nucleus; protein localization to nuclear inner membrane. Gene Ontology annotation, cellular component: nuclear pore; nuclear pore central transport channel. Gene Ontology annotation, molecular function: structural constituent of nuclear pore.